Molecule: messenger RNA, 1845 nt
Organism: Histoplasma mississippiense
Lineage: Eukaryota; Fungi; Ascomycota; Eurotiomycetes; Onygenales; Ajellomycetaceae
Exons: 6
Coding region: 1-1845 (614 amino acids)
Molecular function (GO): oxidoreductase activity; copper ion binding
Source: RefSeq, a predicted model, not a curated record
AUGAUCUCCGCUCAGCGCUCGAUGUAUACGCAGUGGAAACAGCGUGUCAAGCUGGUGCUGGCCCCAAAGGCUGUGGGGUUUGAGGACCAGUGCUUAACUACUUUGCUCCAAGCGGCCUCCGCUGGGCAGUGUCGGCCACGUUAUGUUCAUGUCCGGCAUUUCGAACUUGAGCUCACUUGGGGAAAUGCAUCUCCUGAUGGAGUCGAACGAAAAGUGAUUCUGGUCAAUAACCAAUUCCCCGGACCUCAACUCAAUAUAGCCGAGGGAGAUGAGGUUGAAAUCGUCGUUAAAAACAGUCUUCCUUUUGAAACAUCCAUCCAUUUCCACGGCAUAUCCCAGCAUGGAACCCCGUGGUCAGACGGAGUGCCCGAUGUUUCCCAGAGGGCUAUUCAACCAGGAAAAACUUUCAUCUACCGUUGGAACGCAGUCGAUUAUGGCACUUACUGGUACCACGGCCAUGCCAACGGCCAGUUGUCGGAUGGUCUGUUUGGCGCGAUUGUGAUUAGUCCAAAAGAUGACCGACCUGCACCCUUCCACAAAAUUUCCGAUUCGGAAGAAGAAGUUGAGAGGAUGAGGAAAGCUAUGUUGAACCCAAAGACGAUAUUUGUGUCCGAUUGGCAUCAUAUGACGUCUAAGGAAUAUCUCCAGGUUUCUCUGGAUUCAGGAAUCGACAACUUCUGCACUGAUAGCGUUUUGAUCAAUGGUAAGGGAUCGGUUAUAUGCAAGACACAAGACGAAUUGAAUAAGUUGACCAGACCGGAUCAAAGAAAUCUUCUGAAAGACGAGAAUCUAACGGACAAAGGCUGUCUUCCUUUUUAUAUCCCUGCCGUCGUGGGUGAUUUCCCUAUUGAUCGCAGUAAAGUCCCCAAAGAUCUCUACUAUAAUUGCAAGCCGCAUGAAGGACCACGUGAAAUCAUUACCGCCGAUCCCGAUGACGAGUGGAUAAGCCUCAAUUUUAUAAGCUCAUCAACAAUUGCCCGGUUCAUGGUAAGCGUCGAUGAGCAUAAAAUGUGGAUAUACGCUUAUGACGGAUUUUACAUCGAUCCCAUUCUUGUUGAUGGCGCUCCUGUCCCAAAUGGUAGUAGAGUUUCAGCGCUGGUGAAGCUCAACAAACCGCGUAAAGACUACACGAUACGCGUUGCCAAUGUCGAAAGUAACCAGCUCUUUAGCGGAUUUGCAACCCUUCGAUAUGCAGGCCAACAGGAAGGCGCUCCCAGCGAGCCAAGUAAACCCACCAUCGGCUACAAUGGGGUUAACCUGACAACAGAUUUCGUGGCUUUCGACGAAACCAAAUUCACUCCAUUCCCCCCAUCCAAACCUGCUGCAAAGGCUGACACAACUUACAAAUUCAAUAUCGGAUUUGCCGGCGCGGCCUUUCGAUGGUCUAUCAGCGGGAAAGCUUCCCUGAACACCUCUCGAGACAUCGAACCAGUUCUCUUCGAUUCUCACGGGCCAUUGGCAACGAAUAAAGCUCUGACAUUCCCAAACCAAGAAUGGUACGUGGGUGGAUCUAGUUCUAGUGACCGGCGGAAAUUUCAAUCCUCCGCACCCCAUACACAAGCAUUCGCACAAAAUUUCUUCAACUUGGAAACGCCACCAUUGGCUGAUGGCUUUACAUCACCCCCUGGAACAGCUCAAGAUCCGUCCUGGGUGGUUAUUCGGUAUCAAGUGACGAACCCGGGAGCUUUCCUACUACACUGCCAUAUUCAGACGCAUUUGUCAGGAGGGAUGGGGGUUAUUCUUCUGGAUGGAUACGAUAAGCUACCCGAGGUGCCGGUCGACUUACUUGAGGCAAUAUCUAAAUUUGAAGAGUCUGUUCCAUCUGGGCUCAGGGUGAAGGACUGA